AUGGUUGACUAUGCCAACUGGCUCAAGUCCGUUUCCGAUGACACUAACAUUGGCCGUCUGUCUAUUCCAGGAACCCACAACUCUGCUGCGUGCCACACUGCCCUUCCUUCGGUCCAAUGUCAGGGCGCAUCUGUCACCAAACAGCUGGAGAACGGUGUCCGAUUUCUGGACGUGAGAUUGUCUCGCAACUUCAUUACAACGCACAGCGACGGCAAGCAUAGGAACGACCUGAUUGUAAUUCACGGCAAAUUCCCUGUCAAGCUGCUCGGAUCUGUCAAGUUCAGCAAGGUUCUGGGCGAGGUGUAUAAGUUCCUCGACGAUCAUCCGUCGGAGUUUGUGAUUUUGUCCUUGAAGCAAGAGGGCACCGGCAGCUGGGACAACCAGAACGACGAGUUUGCCAAUGUCAUUAACGACCGAUUCAUUUCGAGAAACAAGGACAAAUGGUACCUGCGCACUGAGCUGCCAGUGCUGAGAGACUGCCGAGGCAAGGUUGUUCUGUUCAGACGUUUUGGUGUCCAAAGUCGGGAGAAGCAAGAGCGUCUGGGUAUCCCCGCCGCAUCGUGGUCAUAUAACACCACUGAUGACGACAGAGGAUGUAUUAGGGUCCAGGAUUUUUGUGAGAUCAAGAGCGAGCAAGAUAUUCCAAAGAAGGCGGAGUACGUCAAAAACAUGAUCAACACUGCCAAGAGCUACAAUAGCAGCAACAGCGACCCGAAGCUGUUCCUCAACUUUUGCUCGGGAUCCAACUUCUUUGACCACGACUGCUGGCCACGGAAGGUCACCGAGCGUCUGAUGGUAGCAAACAUAGACGAGUGCUACGGCAAGGGAUGUGGUACAGUGAAUUUGGACUUUAGUGAAAAGAACGACUGGAAAUUAGUCAGGAAGCUUGUCGACCAGAACUUCUAG
Molecule: messenger RNA, 906 nt
Organism: Ogataea haglerorum
Lineage: Eukaryota; Fungi; Ascomycota; Pichiomycetes; Pichiales; Pichiaceae
Exons: 1
Coding region: 1-906 (301 amino acids)
Biological process (GO): lipid metabolic process
Molecular function (GO): phosphoric diester hydrolase activity
Source: RefSeq, a predicted model, not a curated record